GGUGGCAAAUACAACAUGCUCUCCAGCUUGGGGUGUCUACUUCUCUGUGGAAGUAUUGCACUAGCCCUGGGAAAUGCACAGAAAUUGCCAAAAGGUAAAAGGCCAAACCUGAAAGUCCACAUCAAUACCACAAGUGAUUCCAUUCUCUUGAAGUUCCUACGUCCAAGUCCUAACACAAAACUGGAAGGUUUUCUCCUGGGAUAUGGCAGCAAUUUAUCACCAAACCAAUACUUCCCUCUUCCGGCGGAAGGGAAAUACACUGAGGCUGUAGUCGAUGCGGAGCCUAAAUAUCUGAUUGUUGUGCGACCUGCUCCUCCAAGUAAAAAGAAGUCAUGCUCAGGUAAAACACGCUCUCGCAAACCUCUUCAGCUGGUGGUUGGCACUCUGACACCAAGCUCAGUCUUCCUGUCCUGGGGUUUCCUCAUUAACCCACAUCACGACUGGACAUUGCCAACUCACUGUCCCAAUGACAGAUUUUAUACAAUUCGCUAUAGGGAAAAGGAUAAGGAAAAGAAGUGGAUUUUUCAACUCUGCCCAGCCACUGAAACAAUUGUAGAAAAUCUAAAGCCCAAUACGGUUUAUGAAUUUGGAGUGAAAGAUAAUGUAGAAGGUGGAAUUUGGAGUAAGAUUUUUAAUCACAAGACUAUUGUUGGAAGCAUAAACAAAGUAAAUGGGAAAAUUCAAAGUACCUCUGACCAAGUCCAUACAGUGCCAGCGUACAUCCCAAGGAAGGUGAUCCCAAUAACAAUCAUCAAACAAGUGAUUCAGAACAUUACUCACAGGGCUUCAACUAAAUCUCCGGAUAAGACUCCCAUUGGAGGAACAAUACUACUCCAUCUUGUUAUUCCAGGUCUUAAUGAAACCACUGUAAAACUCCCCACAUCCAUAAUGUUUGAGAUUUCAGAUACAAUCAAGAGACAAUUAGCUAAGAAUGAAACCUUGGCAUUACCUGCUGAAUCUAAAACACCAAAGGUAGAAAAAAUUCCAGCACAGCCUAUAACAGUGACUCCUGAAUCAGUUCCAAGAACCACUAAACCCACUGUGUCUAGUGUGUUAGACAUUUCAGAAAGAAAACUGGCUUCAAGUGAAAAGCCAUGGAUUUUACCUACAGCUAAAAUGUCAGAAGAUUCCAAAGUUCUACCACCUCAAACUGCAACAAGUGAUCCAUUUCUGGAGUCUGUCCCACCUAAAACUUCUAGAACUCUUGAACGGCCAAGGGCAACACUGGCUCCAAGUGAAGCACCAUUUGUUCCUCAAAAACUGGACAUCAUUACCAGUCCUGAAAUGCAACCUACAACACCUGCUCCUCUACAAACUACAUCUAUCCCUUCCACACCUAAACGACGCCUCAAGCCCAAAACACAAAGAAUCAAACCUGGAAGAACCAAAAGUCCUGGAACUACUACAUCUAAAAUUUUUAAAAGUCCUGAACCUACAUGGACAACACUGGCUCCCAGUAAAACACAAUUUAUUUCUUUGAAACCAAAAGUCUCUCUCAGCCCAGAAGUGACACACAUCAAACCUGGUAACUACCCUGAACUUUUUUUAAUAUUCCAAGACUAGGUCCUAGAACCUGGAACACUGGGAACCAAACCUUCAAUGACAACAUUAGCUCCACCAAAGACCAAACGACCAGGUCGCCGCCCCCGCCCUAAAACCACACCUAGUCCAGAUGUGCCCAAGUCCAAACCUGCUCUGGAACCUGCAACGGUACAGCCCGAGCUCUUGGUGCCCACAGUCGCAUUAAAACCAUCCAAAAGACCUAAAACCACACAUAGACCAAAUAUACUUCAAAUCCAGCCUGAUUCAAAACCACCAAAGCAAUUACUUCAUAAACCCCAAACCACAGCAAAACCAGAUAUGCCACCAACUAAAUCCAUCUUCGAGCCUGUUACAUUUGAAACUGAAGCUCCCUCCAUAACCAUAGUUUCUGCCACAGACAUUGAACCUGUAACUUUGAGAACUGAGGCUUCCCGAACAUUAGCUUCAACAACAUCAGAACAACCAAGAACACGUCAUCCACGUCCCAAACCUUCGAAACGUCCCAAACGUCCCAAACACAAAACUACGCCAAGUCCAGAGGCACCUCAGAUUGAAUUAGUUUUAAUUACUUUUGAUCAUUUCUUGCUACAGACUUCAAACAUUAAUCCUGAGACAUCUUCGGCUCCAACAACAACAAAGAGACCCCGUCGUCCACGUCCCAAAUCUAAAACCACACCCCAUCCAGAAGUGCCUCAGACCAUACUGGUUCCUGCCACAAUCUUUGAACCAGUUAUUAUUAAAACUGAGGCUCCAGGACCAACACUAGCUUCUAACAUCCCUGAACAAAUUCAUCAUCCCUGUCUCAAACCUAAAAACACACCGAGUCCUGAAGCACCUCAGACCAAACUGGUUCCUGCUAUGGUCCUUAAACCAGUUACUCCUAUAAAAGAGGAUCCGGGGACAACAUUUGUUCCUGUUACAGAGCUUGAACCUGUUACUUUUACAACUGAGACCUUUGGGACAACAUUAGCUACCAAAGCAUCAAAAAGGCCCCAUCGUCCACGUCCCAGACCUAAAACCACACCGAGCCCUCAAGUACCUCAGACCAAACCGGUUCCUGCUACAGUCCUUGAACCUGUCACUCUUAGACCUGAGGCCCCUGGAACAACAUUAGCUUCCAAACCAUCGAAACGAACAGGCCGUCCACGUCCCAGACCAAAAACCACACCACGUCCAAAAACAACUGAGUCAGAACCAGUUCCUACUGCAGACUUUGAACCUAUUACAUUCAGGACCGAGGCUUGGGUGACAACACAAGCUCCUAAAACAUCAAAACGGACCCGUCGUCCACGUCCCAAAUCUAAAACCACACCAAGUACAGAGGCACCUCAAACCAAACUGGUUCUUACUACAGAUCUUGAGCCUGGUACUCCUAGAACAGAAGCUCCAGAAAUCAUGGUUCUUCCUACAGUCCUUGAACCUGUCACUCUUACAACCGAAGCUCCAGAAACAUUAGCUCCUAAAACUUCACAACGAUCCCAUCAUCCACAUCUCAGACCUAAAACCACAUCAAGUCCUGAAGCACCUCAGACCAGAUUAGUUUCUACUACAGGCUUUGAACGUGUUAGUCAUAGUUCUGAGGCUCCAGGAACAACAUUAGCUCCCACUGAACUGCAAAUCCUUGCUUUGAAACCAGUGACAUCACCAAGCCUAGAAAUGACACAAAGUCAACCUGUUUCUGAAGUCCUGGAAUCUGUUACAUUUAUCAAUGAGUCAUCAAAGGAAACAUUCCCUGUUUCCUCCUUAGCAUUAGCUGAAACAGAUUAUGUUUACCCCACUGCCAAAGCGCCACUCAAGCCAGAGGAGCCAAAGACUGAAGUUGUGGAAUCUAUUACAAAUGUGUCUGAACCACCUGAGACCACACUAGAAGCAUCACCUCUGCCUUCUCAAACUGUAAUCCCACCCAGCCCAGAUGAGCCUCAGAUCAAACGGGCUCCCAAGCAGACACCGCGCACUCCGCCCAAACCAAAAACAUCUCCACGUCCAAGAGUCCCACAAACACAGCCAGUGCCUAAGGUGUCUCAGCGUGUCACCUCAAAGCCAAAAAUGUCACCAAGGCCAGAAGUGCCAUAUACUCCACCUGUUCCAAGAGAUGUGCUCCUUCCCCAUAAACCAGACUCCGAAGUCUCUCAGAGCGAACCUGUUCUGCAGCCUGUUACCUUUAGAAUUGACCUACCACAGACAACAAUAGCUCCUUUAGAGACCCGAGGCAGCCCUUUGAUUCCUAUGAUUUCACCAAGUCCUGUUCAAGAGGAACUACAAACCACUCUGGCAGAAACAGACCAAUUCACCCAAGAACCCUUCACAACUGAGAUUCCGCGAACAACUGAAUUGGCAAAGACAACUCAGGCACCACAUAGAUUGUACACUACUCCUGUGAGGCCCAGAACACCAGACAGAACACACACCCGACCUGUUCUGAAUAAGACAACUACAAGACCUAGUAGACCCAAACCCAGUGGGACACCCAGAGGAAACGGAAUGGGAACAGGGGUCAAGCAAGCUCUGAAGCCAUCGGGUGCUGGUGGAAAUGUGUCAGUAGACUCUACGCAUUCCACAAAGAAAACAGGCACUCGUCACCCACCCUUGGCACCUAGACCGACACCCCCACGAAGAAAACCCUUACCGCCGAAUAAUGUCACUGGAAAGCCAGGAAGUGCAGGAAUCAUUUCAUCAGGCCGAGUGACUUCCCCACCCUUGAGAGCAACACUCAGACCUACCGGAGCCCCCUCAGAGGGAACGGAGAUAGAUAAAAAGGAACCAACAGCUCCCGCCUCCGGAGAAUAUCUUGGUAAUGUGACUGACUUUAGCUCAAGUCCAACAAGAGAAACUGAUCCUCUUGGAAAGCCCAGAUUUAAAGGUCCACAUGUGCGAUACAUCCAAAAGCCUGACAAUAGGCCCUGCUCCAUCACUGACUCCGUCAAACGGUUCCCUGUAGAGGAAGCCUCAGAGGGGAACGCCACCAGCCCACCGCAGAACCCACCUUCCAACCUCACUGUGGUCACCGUGGAAGGGUGUCCAUCAUUUGUCAUCUUGGACUGGGAAAAACCACUAAAUGACACUGUCACCGAAUAUGAAGUUAUAUCCAGAGAAAAUGGAUCAUUCAGUGGGAAGAACAAGUCUGUUCAAGUUACGAAUCAAACCUUCUCCACAGUAGAAAAUCUAAAACCAGACACAAGCUAUGAAUUCCAAGUGAAACCCAAAAACCCACUUGGGGAAGGCCCAGCCAGCAACACAGUGGCAUUCAGUACUGAAUCAGCGGAUCCAAGAGUGAGCGAGCCAGUUUCUGGAGGAAGAGAUGCCAUCUGGACCGAAAGACCCUUUAAUUCGGACUCUUACUCAGAAUGUAAGGGAAAACAGUAUGUCAAAAGGACGUGGUAUAAAAAGUUUGUAGGGGUACAGCUGUGCAACUCUCUCAGAUACAAGAUUUAUCUGAGCGACACCCUCACAGGAAAAUUUUAUAACAUAGGCGAUCAAAGAGGCCAUGGAGAAGACCACUGCCAGUUUGUGGACUCAUUUUUAGAUGGACGCACAGGACUGCAACUGACUUCUGAUCAGUUACCCACCAAAAAAGGCUAUUUCAGAGCAGUUCGCCAGGAACCUGUUCAAUUUGGAGAAAUUGGUGGUCACACCCAAAUCAAUUACGUUCAGUGGUAUGAAUGUGGGACUACAAUUCCUGGAAAAUGGUAGAUGCUGCAAUCAUGUUCACAAGUGCCUUCUGUUUCAUCACGGCAAAAAAUAAGUGGAAACACUAUGGUAUUUGUCAUUCAUUUAAAGCUGUUCUGUUUACUAUGUAUAAAAGUUUAAAAUUUAAUUGAUAGCAAUACUAGAUGUUUAUUAGAAAGAUUGCUGAGAAUAUUUAUCAGGUUUUACAAAGUCAUUUUUAAGCAAGAUAUUAACAGUAACAUUUUUUGGGGAAGCUGGCUCCCUAUUCAUGGUAUUUUAUGAGAUCAUCUGUAUAUUAUUUAUCACACUGUUGUAAUGAUGUUCUGAGAUACUUUUAUAACAAUUAACAUCAAAAACUAAUAUACUUUUAAAAAAUUACUUUUAUUAAUGCAUAUUCUUCCUACUGGUGAGUUAAUUCCAUAAAUCUCUACUUGGUUUAACUUAUUAGAUCAAAUUAUCUUCAUAUAUGUAUGAAGGGAAAAAAAGGCCCUAAUACAUUUAUUUAAACUAAUCAGCAACAGUCGAAUAGCUUUUCUGAAUCAUGUGAAUACACAUUUCCUUAAAUAUUUGUAAGUUAAGAUUGUUUGAAUCAGUAAAUUUCAUUUCAGCUAAAAAUAGAAUUCAGAAUAUAUUCGGUUUUAAUAAUUUUUUUCUAUCCAGAAAUGUUACAAUGUCUGAAUAUACUUUGUCAAACUAUACUUAACAAAGUAUAUUCAAACAACUGUCUUCAUAUUGUUUUUAAUGUAAUUCUAAUCAAGCUGUAUGCAGAGAAUGAAUGAAGUCCGAGCACAAAAAGAUGCAUGAUGAGAAUGCUACCACUUUACAGGAUUUACUAUAUUUUUACACAUAAGACUUGUAGGAAUGAAUCAGAGGAUGUUUUCAUAACUCAACCUGUACUGAAAAUCAAAUUCAUUUUUAUUUAAACGGUAUUUUCUUCAUUUGGGGAGGGAGGUGGGAAUGCUGCUUUGUUGCCCUCAUUCUGAAAGGACCUUGGGCUUACCUUUCAACAUGCUUCAAUUUUAUCAACGCUACAGUCUAUAUUUUUCAAAUAAGGAGAAACUCUGCAAUAAAGAGAUUUUUUUUUUUUUUAAGGCUGAG
Molecule: messenger RNA, 6306 nt
Organism: Pteropus alecto (black flying fox)
Lineage: Eukaryota; Metazoa; Chordata; Mammalia; Chiroptera; Pteropodidae
Gene: ABI3BP
Product: ABI family member 3 binding protein
Exons: 64
Biological process (GO): extracellular matrix organization; positive regulation of cell-substrate adhesion
Molecular function (GO): protein binding
Source: RefSeq, a predicted model, not a curated record